AUGCCUAGAUCCAUUCCUUGGAUGGCGCCUAACGGUGCGAAGCAAGGCGCGCCGUCCGAUGCUUCGAAGCGUAAACGUUCCAGUGAUGUGAUUGACCUCACCGGCGACUCCGCCGAGACGCGUCCACCAAAAACGUCGCGCAGUUCUUCGGCGGCAGGCACACCUUCACAUUCGCGAAGCUCUGCCGGUCCAAGUUCUUCUGCUGCUGGAAGGCGUCAGUUUGCUCGUACUCCUUCAUGGACUCAACCAAGUCCCUCGUCGCAAAGGAGUCGCACAGCCUAUGUGCCGCCGUGGACUCCACCUCAACAACACAGUCAGACUGAACGCGACGCUUGGCUUCAGGAAGAAGACAGUGACAUUUUUGAUAAUGUUGCAUCUUCACAGAAUCCUCCUGUAGCCCAUGAUCAAUACCAGAAGUAUGGCUCCUUGGACACUAAAAUCGUUGGUGUCCGCUUUUACACAGGCUUUGCAACCGUGGGAGAGAGGAUUACCAUCAAACGAGAACCGGGUAAUCCUUAUGACCCCAAUGCCAGUAAGUCAUUCAAGCAGCAGCUUGACAAACAGUUCGCUGAGCCUAGAANNGUUCGAAUCGACAACAUGAUCAAUGAACAAAUUGGUCAUAUCGGAAGAAAUAUGGCAGCCAAGCUUGCAAAGUACAUUGACAAAGGUUGGCUUCUCAUGGAAGGAUCACUUUCUGGAGAAAUUGGCCAAUACGACUGCCCCAUUGCUUUGAAUCUUUUCGGACCUCCUUUGAGCUCACCCUUGAGCGAAGAAGUGCGCGAACGUAUGAUGGUUGACAGGCUGCCCACUCAAGACAUUAGUAGGUAUGAGCGGGACCAGAAGAAGAUGCAGCAGACCGCGGAACGCAAGAUAGCUGCGAAUUCUCAGUUCAGAGCUUCACAGGCACCUGGUCUUGCUGGCAGCACGCAAGAACAGACUAUGCAAGACAUUAUCAGCGGUAGUGAACGCUUCAACCCUAGAGACGUCGGCAAAGCUGCAGAACAGUAUGGUACCUCUGAGGAUGACCUCGCGGCCAUGGUCAAGGCUAAACAACCUAUGCGCCUUGCUACAACUAUGCUUCCGUACCAGCUACAAGCACUGGCCUGGAUGCUUGACAAGGAGAGUCCCAAGGUUCCCGCCAAAGGUUCCAAAGACUUCGUACAGCUUUGGCGCAGACACGAGCGUUAUCCCAACGCCUUCACAAAUAUUGCUACCAACUUCUCCAUUAAAGACAGAGAGCCUGUUCUCGCAAGCGGGGGGAUUCUAGCUGACGACAUGGGCCUUGGUAAAACAUUGGAGGUGAUCUCACUACUGGUGACAGAUCUUGAGGACUUUACACCAAGUCAGCAAGACGAGCUAAGUGCUACACUGAUCGUCGCGCCUCUGUCUGUCAUGUCGAACUGGAGCGACCAGAUUGUAAGACACGUUCGUAAGGAUCAGCCAUUGCGUGUGUACACCUAUCACGGAGCUGGAAAGAAGUCGAUGGGCCCUCGGGACUUUUCGCAAUACGAUGUUGUCAUCACCACUUACCAGACGCUUGCGAGUGACUGGGCCUCAGGAGGACAACUACCCAAAUCAAAAGGCUUGUAUUCGGCCCGCUGGCGACGUAUCAUUCUUGACGAAGGACACAACAUCCGAAACCCAAGCAGUAAAGGUGCAAGUGCUGUUACCGCCGUACUUGCGCGCUCACGUUGGGCAUUGACUGGUACACCUAUCAUCAACUCACUCAAGGAUCUUUACUCCUUGCUUCGCUUUAUUGGUAUCACUGGAGGUCUGGAGAAGUUGGAGGUCUUCAACAGUGUUCUCGAUCGUCCAGUCAAAGCCAAUGACCCUAGUGCGCAAGCUCUUCUCCAGGCAAUCAUGUCGGCAUUCUGCUUGCGCCGUCGCAAGGAGAUGAAGUUUGUUGAUCUUAAACUGCCAGAACUGUCCGAGUUUGUUCAUCGCAUCGACUUCGCAGACAAAGAAAAUGAAAGAUACAUGGCACUAUUCCAGGAAGCCCAAGGUACCUUGUCAUCUUACCGCAAGGUCGAAGGUCAAAAGGCUAUGGAGACAUAUCGAUACUUGCUGGAGAUUCUUCUUCGUCUACGUCAAGUCUGCAACCACUGGCAGAUGUGCUCCGAGCGUGUGACCAAUCUGAUGGAACAAAUCCAGAAGCAAAAAGUCGUCGAACUGACUCCAGAAAACCUCAAGGCUUUGCAGGAUAUGCUAUCGUUGAGCAUUCAAUCACAGGAAGAAUGUGCUAUUUGUCUCGACGACUUGCAUACUCCUGUAAUCACACCUUGUGCUCAUGUGUUUGGCAGAGAGUGUAUUGAGCGAGUCAUCGAAACACAGAAGAAGUGCCCGAUGUGUCGUGCGGAGCUCAAGGACAACUCAGUCCUCGUUCAACCAGCCAACGAUUUUGGUGAUGAAGCCAAGGACGAAUCAAUCGAUUUUGAUGCUAGAAGCACCAAACUUGAAGCACUCAUCGGUAUUCUCAACGCGUCAAAGGGUACAGGUAACAAGACUGUUGUCUUCUCUCAAUGGGUAUGUAAUCCUGUAGGGUUCUAUCAUCGUGCAAUCGCUGACUUUGAUUAUGACAGANCCAAGUUUCUCGAUAUCGUGCAGGCGAGACUCGACCGCGAAGGCUUCAAAUACUGCAGACUCGAUGGUACCAUGUCCGCUAGACUUCGAGACCAAGCAUUGCAUGCUCUCGAGGAAGAUCCGGAUUGUACAAUCAUGCUGGCGAGCUUGGGUGUUUGCAGUGUUGGUCUGAACCUUGUCGCUGCCAAUCAAGUCAUACUUUCCGACAGUUGGUGGGCUCCCGCCAUCGAAGAUCAGGCUGUUGACCGUGUGCAUCGCCUCGGACAGACGAAGAAGACCAGUGUUUUCCGUCUCGUGAUGGAAGGCAGUAUUGAGGAGCGUACGCUGGAUAUUCAAGCCGAGAAGCGCAAACUCAUGAUGAUGGCUUUCCAAGAGAAAGACAAUAAGAGAGGAAAGACCAAGUCUUCAAGACUGGGUGAUGUGGAGAAGCUGUUGAGAUGA
Aureobasidium musti is the source of this 3021-nucleotide messenger RNA. NCBI's taxonomy places the organism in Eukaryota, Fungi, Ascomycota, Dothideomycetes, Dothideales, Saccotheciaceae. The record is from the annotation of a GenBank genome assembly.